CCUUCCGGUUUGGACGCCAUUAGCAAAGAGCAGAGAUGGUUGUCAGAUAUCCUAUGGCGGUUGGCCUUAAUAAAGGCCAUAAGGUGACCAAGAAUGUGUCCAAGCCCAAACACAGUCGCAGGAGAGGGCGUCUGACCAAACACGCUAAGUUUGCGCGUGACUUGAUUCGUGAAGUGUGUGGUUUCGCACCCUACGAGAGACGCGCCAUGGAGUUGCUGAAAGUGUCCAAGGAUAAACGUGCUCUCAAGUUCAUCAAGAAAAGGGUGGGAACUCACAUCCGCGCUAAGAGAAAGAGGGAAGAGCUCAGCAACACACUGGCCGCCAUGAGGAAAGCUGCUGCCAAGAAAGAGUAGCCUGUGUAAUCAUCAAAAAUAAAAUUGUUUGUGUAAAAAC
Molecule: messenger RNA, 393 nt
Organism: Danio rerio (zebrafish)
Lineage: Eukaryota; Metazoa; Chordata; Actinopteri; Cypriniformes; Danionidae
Gene: rpl36
Product: ribosomal protein L36
Biological process (GO): translation
Cellular component (GO): ribosome; cytosol; cytoplasm
Molecular function (GO): structural constituent of ribosome
Source: RefSeq, marked provisional